UAAAUUAGCUCUAGCCUGUAGCUCUUUCCAAGUGUCCGCACUUUCGGUCUUUUCAUACAGCGGAAAAUUAAACAAAACAAACAACUGCCUGGGAAAUUAUCUGACGAUCGCGUUGAUAUAUCCGCUCCUCUCCGUGUCAACAUGAGCGAUCCUUGGCAGGAAUGUAUGGAUUUCUGUUUGGAUGUCACAAAACGGGCAGGGAAGAUGAUCCGCGAGGCGCUCCAGAAGGACAUCGCCGUCAUGCAGAAGAGCUCGCCGGUUGACCUGGUGACCGAGACGGACCAGAAAGUGGAGCAGCUCAUUAUAUCGUCCCUAAGGGAGCGCUACCCAACGCACAGCUUCAUCGGCGAGGAGUCGGUAGCCGCCGGCGCCCCCAGCGUUCUCACCGACGACCCCACCUGGAUCAUCGACCCCAUCGACGGCACCACCAACUUUGUGCACAGGUUCCCCUUUGUGUCUGUAUCAAUCGGCUUCGCCGUGAAGAAAGAGAUAGAGUUUGGGAUCGUCUACAGCUGCGUCGAGGACAAGAUGUACACGGCGCGGAGGGGAAAGGGGGCUUUUUGCAACGGAGCCCCCAUCAAAGUCUCCGGACAGGAAGAUAUAAGCCAGUCUUUGGUGCUGACUGAAAUGGGUUUCAAGAAGGAACCUGAGCACUUCCAAACCAUGUUGGCCAACAUCAAGACCAUCCUCACCAUUCCUGUCCACGGGAUCCGCUCUCCGGGCAGCGCGGCCAUCAACAUGUGCCUGGUGGCGUCCGGUUCGGCCGACGCUUACUAUCACAUGGGCAUCCACUGCUGGGACAUGGCUGGAGGGGCGGCGGUCGUUACGGAAGCCGGAGGGGUUGUCAUCGACAUUUCAGGUGGGCCGUUCGAUCUGAUGUCUCGCCGGCUGAUUGCUGCCAGCAGCAGGACGAUAGCUGAACGCAUCGCCAAGGAGAUAGCAGAGUUUCCCGUCGGCAGGGACGACGCAGAAGGUCCGUAAACCUCGUCCGCCGCCCCUCCGCGGCCCGCUGAAAAGCCGCAUGAAAAAAACGCGCAGGUGUUUUUCGGCGUAACAGGUGUGGAGUCCGUCUUUGCCUGAAGAAGCAAAACAGAGUAACCCCUGCACAGCGGCAGGCGAGGUUGUUCAUCCUUCUGUAUGUCAGUGAUUCACAGAUUACGUUGUGGAGUUGUUUGUGUUGCAUUUUAUCCAAAUCACUCAGCCAUUUAAUUUUUUAUUUUUUUUUUUUGGGCAAAAAGGAACAAGAGAGAGGGAUUUUUAUUUGUGAAUGCCUCAAGGCUGCAUCAUUUCAGCCAAACUAAACUUGACCUCAAGGUUUAGCUAUAGAGCGCCCGCCACACACACACUGGCGCCCUGCUAGAGAUGUGGAAAACAGUUGUUUAGUUUAAGUUUAUUUAUUCAGCUUGGGGGAAUCAAGCAUAUAUAAAUUGAAUGUUAUUAAAUGUUUUAAACACAUACUUUAUACUGUUGCUGUUUAUGUUGGUCAUAGUAUCUAAAAACCUUUUGAUUAGCAAUUAAACUGUAUGUUUAGCUAAAUCUGGUAUGACAUAGAGGUCUAUUUCUCUUUAUACUCCAAGACAGGAAAGAGCGGGUGGCCAUUGGGUCUUUUUUUUUUUUACUAUGAUCAUGAUUCGCAACAGGACCAAAUCAGCACAGAAAUGCUCCAUUGGACACAAUUAUUGGUCAUUAGAUGAUGGAUUUUUUUCCUCCUCUGAAUAAAUGCACUCAAAUUAAAGGUUGGCUUUACCUAAACUGCUCAUUGUGGGAUUGUGCUACUUUGAUAAAUAGGUUUUAAUUUCAUGUAAUUUAAUGCUUUUUCACACAUCUUCACCAGGGUUGCUAAUACGUACAUUUAGGAGUUCCUUUGUCAUAAUUUGCGCUAUACACGAUUAACUAUGUGUAUAUAAGUAACUUCUGCACUGUCUGACUUGGUUAUUUGUCAAGUCUAGAAUAAAAAAAAGCUUGAACCAUG
This is a messenger RNA of Fundulus heteroclitus (mummichog), 1972 nucleotides long. RefSeq names its product inositol monophosphatase 1. Gene Ontology annotation, molecular function: inositol monophosphate 1-phosphatase activity. Bases 142 to 981 code for a protein of 279 amino acids. Gene Ontology annotation, biological process: signal transduction; inositol metabolic process; phosphatidylinositol phosphate biosynthetic process. The transcript is spliced from 9 exons. The record is from RefSeq and is a predicted model, not a curated record. NCBI's taxonomy places the organism in Eukaryota, Metazoa, Chordata, Actinopteri, Cyprinodontiformes, Fundulidae.